ACAGCACUGAGAAAGCGCGAAACAAGAAAGUAAAAGGGGAAAUUUUUGGGGACAGGCACUUGAACAAAGCUCGGAUCUUUGAGCUUCUCCCGUUCUUAAAAUCCGAAUUCUAGCGAGUCAAGAUAUACCGUAUUUGAGAGAGAAUUUCUGUGUUGAUGUGAAAAUGUCGGCUUCUACUUCUAAUGAUCGUGCUCCCGAGGAGGAUACUACGGCGAAUGUAAGCCAUUCUCCGAAGGAAAGUGAUGCAAAUCCAACGCUAGAGUCAUCCCGAAACUCAAAGGAACAUGAUGCCAAUGUUGAGUCAAAUGUAUCUCAUACUUCGAAGGAUAGUGAAGCAAACACUUCCCCUAGAGCAAACCAAGCUUCGGAGGAAGUUGAAAAGAAUAAUGAUGCGACCAAUGAGCUAGAUACCUCGGAAUCGGCUGAUGGUUCGCAUGUGGACCCACAAAUUGGCAUGAAGUUCCAUUCGCAAGAGCAGGCGUUCAAGUUUUACAACUCUUACGCUAAGAGAAAGGGCUUUAGUGUUCGAAAGGGUCAUCUUUCUCGAAGAAAGGAUGGGAGUGUUAGGGAUAGACAUUUUCUAUGCAGCAAUGAGGGUUAUCGUAGAGAGCAUCGCACUCAUAUAACUAAGAAACCCCGGCCACUUGAGAGAACUAACUGUAUGGCUCGUAUUGAGUUUAAAGUGGAUCGAGAUAAUACAUGGAUCGUCAACAAGUUCAUGGAUGAUCAUAAUCAUCCUCUGGCUUGCCCGAAUAAGAUACACAUGUUAAGGUCUCACAGAAAUAAAAUGCCUAUGCAACGACCAUUCAUUACCGAGAUGGAUUAUAUCGGGGUGAAACCGGCACAAGUGCAUGAUUCUCCGGAAGAGGCUGCUAAAGUCAUAGAAAAUUCUGGGUUUCUUUUGAAAAACCAAAGUUACUAUUUGCUGCACUCUAAUAGGACUAGGGAUCUUGAGAAGGGAGAUGCACAGUUCCUUUUGGACUUUCUGAAAGAUAAGCAGGUGGAGGAUCCAUCCUUCUUUUAUGCAGUGCAAGUCGAUGAGAAGGAUAGGCUGACGAAUUUCUUCUGGACUGAUGCAAGGUCGAUAUUUGAGUACUCAUGUUUUGGCGAUGCCGUUUUAUUUGAUACAACCUAUCGAGCAAGUAGGUAUGAUAUACCGUUUGCACCUCUCAUUGGAGUAAACCAUCAUAGGCAAAUUGUCGUGUUUGGUGCUGCUUUACUAUUAGAUGAAUCGACGGAAUCCUUUGUUUGGUUGUUUAAAACUCUUAUGACUGCUAUGUCUGGAAAGCAACCGAGAACAUUCUUCACAGAUAAUUGUGAUUCACUAUCGAAAGCAAUCAGUUUGGCAUUACCAGAGACAAAUCAUCAACUUUGCCUUUGGCAUAUAAUUCAAAAUGCACCCAAAAUAAUCCCUCAUGUAUAUGGUCACGAGUCCUCUUUUCAAAAGGAGUUCGAGAACUGGAUACAUGAAAGUCGCUCUGAAGAGGAUUUGCAGAAGGGAUGGGAAACUUUAUUAACUAAAUAUAAUCUUCGAGGUAACUCGUGGUUCGAAGACUUGUAUUCGACUAGAGAGAAAUGGUCUUCUGUUCAUCGUAAAAGCUCAUUUUGUGCUACAAUGACUACAAGGCAAUGGUGUGAGAGUAUGGGAAGCCAGUUCAAGAUGUUAUUCUACAGAAAAUUGCCUCCUUCGAAAUUCAUGGUGCAAUAUCACCAGGCCCUCCUUCAAAUUCGCGAAAAAGAACUCUCUGAAGAUCGCAAAUCUAGGCUGUGUAAACCGACUCUAUUGGCUGGCGUGCCUAUGUUAACGGGAGCUUCAGAAUCAUACACCAGGAUAAUGUACAAGGAAUUCGAAGAUGAAUACAGGAACCAACUCGCUUGUAUCUGUGAACCUGUUUCAAUGAGCGGAACAGUUUGCACUUUUAAAGUUUCUUCUCCUCAAAAGCGCAGUUACGGGCUUGUUGAGUAUGAUCCAUCUAAUAUUUCUGUCACCUGCAGUUGUAAAAAGUUUGAGAUGAUGGGCAUCCUUUGCAUGCAUGCUCUAAAAGUUCUCAACUACAAUAACAUUCUUCACCUCCCAUCAUGUUACAUUCUAAAAAGAUGGACGAAAUAUGCGAAAGAUGGGGUAGAGAGUAACAGACCUCAGCGACCUGAUGACCUUCACGAUCAAAAACUUUUGGCGUUGCGAUACACUCAGGUUUGUCAUAAAGCCCUUACUAUUGCGGUUAAAAGUGCAUUUUCGAAAGAUGCCAUGGAAGUUUUCGAGAAGGGGCUUGAUAGAUUUAUGGAUCAAAUGGUAUACGAGUUACAUAACGACCCUUCAAAUAAGCAAGCAAGCGACAUGAAUCUUGUUCAUGGCAUGCAGCAGAACACUGUAGAAACAGCUAAUAUGUGCUUCGAUGGCUUUUAGUUAUCUUUGGAGCUCUGGCUUUUGCUCUGCUCGAGUCAUAGUUGUAUCUGUGUUUAUGGCUACUUUUCUCAACAGUCUGCAUCAUUUGUAAUAUUAACCAAACAUUUUCAUAAUUUUGUACAUAAAUCUUUUGUUGGCUACAUAUUGUGUCACUCUUCCCUUGGUCAUUUAUGGCCAUUCUUUUAA
This is a messenger RNA of Asparagus officinalis (garden asparagus), 2593 nucleotides long. RefSeq names its product protein FAR1-RELATED SEQUENCE 5-like. The transcript has 2 exons. The record is from RefSeq and is a predicted model, not a curated record. The coding region runs from base 164 to 2407 and encodes 747 amino acids. Gene Ontology annotation, molecular function: zinc ion binding. Gene Ontology annotation, biological process: regulation of DNA-templated transcription. Lineage: Eukaryota; Viridiplantae; Streptophyta; Magnoliopsida; Asparagales; Asparagaceae.